Messenger RNA from Fusarium tjaetaba, 504 nucleotides. RefSeq lists its product as uncharacterized. Lineage: Eukaryota; Fungi; Ascomycota; Sordariomycetes; Hypocreales; Nectriaceae. The transcript is spliced from 2 exons. The record is from RefSeq and is a predicted model, not a curated record. The coding region runs from base 1 to 504 and encodes 167 amino acids.
AUGCCAUCUAACAAGGAUCGUCUAUAUGUCGGAUUAUACCACUGGGCUCUUCUGGUUGGGCCAAAAGCCGAAGAUGGCGACACGCGCGGUAAACGCUUCCACGCCAAAGAACGGAUCUAUAGUGGCACGCAAUCCGUCUGGGAGUUCAGUGAGCAGGAGACCGGCACGGCAUCCACCCUCAUGAUCUUGGUCCGCAUUCAAAUUGCUAAGGUUAAGAGCCUGAAGAAGCUUGGAGCAACUUUGAGGAGUGUGCCUGUGAGAGGGGUCCAGCCGGGAUGGAAUUGUGUUGAAUGGGUCAAGGAAGCAGUCGCAGCCCUACAAAACAACAAGGAUGCUCUGGGAACUGCGGUGCUAGAUUGGACCACGGUCCGUGAUACGGCUAUGUGGUACGUUGAGCAGAAGGCCUUGCAGCAUCGAUUUGAUGGUCAAGCUGCCCCAGGACAGUUUGAUACUAGCAGGGUAUCGACAUAUAGCCUGCUUGAAAGAAAGGAGCUGGUACCAUGA